Molecule: messenger RNA, 2964 nt
Organism: Meleagris gallopavo (turkey)
Lineage: Eukaryota; Metazoa; Chordata; Aves; Galliformes; Phasianidae
Gene: CLUL1
Product: clusterin like 1
Cellular component (GO): nucleus
Molecular function (GO): misfolded protein binding
Source: RefSeq, a predicted model, not a curated record
AGUUAGGGAAAAAAUAACAGGAUUGUAUUAUACUUAGUAAAAACUGCACCUAGGCAUUUGAGCACCAUAAAGAUGCUUACAUUUAACUGUUUCCACUUGCUUCUUUAACAGAAAGAACAUGAAGUCCACUUGGUUAUUUAUAAUAUACUUGCUAUGGCUGAAUGGUCACCAGUGUGCACCGACCAGGCAGGAGGAAAUGAAUCUCCGGGAAAACCUGAAGACUUUGUCUGAAGUUGGGGAGAAAUAUGUAGAUGAAGAGGUAAAGAAAGCUUUGAUUGGUAUUAAGCACAUGAAAAUUAUGAUGGAAAGAAAUGAAGAUAAGCACAUAGAUCUGAUGAAAACUUUGAAGAAGAGCAGUGAAGAAAAACAGGAAGCCUUGCGACUUAUGGAUGAAGUAAAGGAAAGAUUAGAAGAAGAAGAAAGACAAUGCCGAGUAUCUUUGAAAAAUCUAUGGGAUGAAUGUGAAUCUUGCUUAGAAAGCACCUGCAUGCGAUUUUAUACGACUUGCAGACAUAGUUUAUCAACAUUUAGAAGCAAGGUUGAAGAUUUUUUGAGGAAAAUACCUCCACUUAUUUUCCCUUUUCAUGAAGAUCAAGGAAAAGACAUCCAGAUUAAUGAAAAGCCUGAGAAAGAGGAUACUCAACUAGUAAAAAUGGAAGAUUUAUUUAGCCAACUGUUAUCAGACAUGGGCUCAAUGUUUGACAGAAGUUUCACGUUUUUCAAACAGAUGCAAAAAGAAUUUGACCAAUCUUUUCAAACAUAUUUCAUGUCUGAUCUGGAUUUGAGUGAAUCCCCCAGCAUGCCUGCUUUACCCGAGGCCACUACCAGAAAUGACGGCUUACAGAAAGACUGGGGUAUACCGGCCUUCCUGCAGACAGUCUUUGAUUUCAGCAAGACAGUGUUUGAAGGUGUCAGUGAGGUGAUUACUGAAGUAUUCGAUGAAUACAAAGAUAAUAGAAGAGAUUUGCCAGAGCAAGCCAAAGGUUCUGACAGGGGUGGCAUGUUCUCAAAAAUUGUGUCAGGACGUCAAAGGACUCUGUGCAAAGAGCUUCGAGAGAAUUCCUCUGGAUGCACACAGUUUCAUGAGAGAUGUCAGAAAUGUCAAGACAAUCUUUUGCAUGAUUGCCCAAAUGUUCCUGAACUGCAUAUGAAGUUUGAUGAAGCCUUUAAGCUGGUUAAUCUCUCUGGUGAGCAGUACGAGCAGAUUCUCCAGAUGGUUCAGCAUCACACAGAAGACACUUCCUACUUGCUGAACAAAAUGAAAGAAAGAUUUGGGUGGGUGUCUGAGUUAUCCAAUAUGACCAUCGGACCAGAAAAUAUUUUCAAUAUAGUCAAGGUGGUACCUGGAGAUGCUUCUGGUACAAAUGAAACUGUGGUAGAUGUGAAUAUUUUGACUUCACCUACUUUCACCAUUAAAGUUCCUCCCCACUUAGACCCAAAGAGUGCUGAAUUCAUCGAAUACAUAGCUGGAAAAGCACUGCAACUAUAUAAGCAGAAUUUUUAAGUGGAAUGAAGAUGUGGGAAAUCUCAAUCCCUGAAAUCCGUGUACUCUCCUUAGGUGAAAUACUCCUAAACUCAAUGUUCAGCUAUUUGUUAAAUGACUACAGUUAAAAUAGUUGCAUAUAAAUAAAAUUUUGCUUAAUAAAUACCGUGACAUAUGAGCUAGCAACUGAUGACUGUAGCAAUCUUUUAAUUGAAAUACAAAUUCAAGCCCACUUUGAGAGACAUUUAUUUAAAUAAAAUGUUGUUUAUGUUGUAUAUUAGGUGAUCUUUGAGGAAUCAUGUAUGGCUCCGGUUAUGCAAAGAUUUAAGGAAAUAAUUAGCUGUAAACAUGCAAAUAACUCCUAUUUGCAUACUUAAAUUCAGGCAAAUUUUUAAGCCUUUUCAAAAUUGUUCCCUAAAGAUACUACAUAUUCAGCUAAGCCUGAAACAACCAGAUUACCAUAUGCAUAUAGCAUAUUAUUUUCCAAUGAAAAUGCCCCAUUUCUUCUUCCAGUUGCUUUUGAUGUUUGUAACACACAUUAAAUGACUUUUCUGAAUAUGCAUAAAUGAGUAAGUUUUCUGCCUUUAGCACUUUUUACUUGUAGUUUGCCUUUGGAACCAUAAUUAACAGGGAACCCUUUAUCAGAAAAGAUGUUUGUCUUUUCCUACAUUGUUGUCUUUAGCUUGCAUGGUAUUUGCAAAUUAUAUUCACUAAGAACAGAUACAACUCUCAGAAGCAAAGCUCUAGGUGUUUUGGUUUUAUUGGCUGUGAUUGAACAUUUUUGCACGCAUUUACAUUCACCAUUUCCAACUGUAUCUUUGCAAAAUAAAAUGUAUGCAUCUCAAAAUGUAUAAAGCCACACAGGAGACAAAAGGGAAAUGGCAAUUUAAUUGUUUUAAGUAGUGAAAAUGAUACAUUUUCCCAUCUACACUAUGGAAAAAUUAACAUUUUCUAGCCUACAGUUCCUGUUCCUUCAACUUCUUUUAUAUUACAGAACGCUAAUCUUGAGAGAUUAAGUAGCCGUAACUCCUGGAAUCACACCAGUUAUUAGAAAGUCGGUCUAUCUGAGAGAUGUGUACCUCAACCGCUUAACUACUAAGAUCUACUAUUAUGAAGAAAUAUUCAGAGAAGAACUGGUCUGUUUUGGCCAACAGAGAGAAUAUACCUCGAAAAUCUUCAGAUGACGCUGUAUCAGGAGCUGUGCAGAAGGCAACAUUCAGAACACAAAACUAUGCUGAAAAACAGGGGAGAGGAGCGGAUACUGGCAAGGUGAAACUCAACGACAGCCAGCACUGAGUGUUGCCCUUAGAGAGAAGGUACAGCAUAAAAGGUUUGCAGCCCAAGAGGAGUGACACUGUAGGCCAACUUGAGUGGGGCCUGGGAUCCUCAGUUCAAGACAGGAAACUUCUGAAGAGGGCCCAGGGGAGGGCUACAAAGAUGAUGAGGGGCCUGAAUCAUCUGCCUUAUGAGGAAAGGCUGAG